AUGGCGAUCUCGGUGAAAGUGAAAAAGUUUCAAAUACCUAAAUGCAAGGGCGAAAAACUAGCCAAAGUAGAAUUUAGAGGAGUUUCGCACCUUACAAGGAUAUUAGAAGAUGAUAGUAGUGAACAUAUAGCAGUUGACGAGACGUUCGAUUGGCCUGUUGCGAGACCAGUUGAAGAAGAUGAAUUACUUGUCAUUGAAUUAUUUUCCAGGAACCGGCUGUUCGCAGAUAAAUUGAUUGGAUCAUAUCGUUUAGUUCUUCAACGGGUGAUAAAAGAUGGGAAAUUAUUAAUUUCUGACAGCCUUCUCGAUGGCAAUAACAAAACUUUACCGGUCACGGUAGAAUUCGAAGUAACUUACCGGGCUCCAGAUGAAUCAAUGACAGGUUACGACACGUUAGAAGACGAUCAGCAAAUGCUCAUCGACAUUGAGCAGAAUAUAGCCAAUAUCGAACGAAAUUUGGCAAGUAAUGCCCGAAAUGCAGACGUUGCUACUUCAGGGAAGAAGAGCACGGAAAGGACGAUGCAGGAGAAGAGAAAAAAUGCAUUAAGAGCCGUCAGAGGGCUAAUAAGAUUCGGUAAACAGCGGCCGCCGAAAGACAGCGAUAACGAAGACGAAACUGCUAAUUUAAUAGUUGAAUCCGGCAGAAACUCUCGAGCGUCCGAUUUUGAUCAAAGUUCCCUGUCAAGAGCUGGUAGCCAAAGCUCGAUCGACUCAAAUGAUUUCCAAACAUCGACAGCUUUAUCCGAGAGGCAACGAAGAACUUCGAGGAUUAAAACUGACAUGAAGACUGCUGUUGAAUCUGUUUUAAAAGCUCAAGAUUUUCAAGUAUGCUUGACAAUAAUUGAAGCGAGACAACUUGCGGGGCUCAACAUGGAUCCCGUUGUUUGCAUACAAGUGGGAGAUCAGAAAAAAUAUACCAGCGUCAAAGAAAGUACAAACUGUCCUUAUUAUAAUGAGUAUUUCGUCUUUGAUUUCCAUAUGCCACCCAUAAUGCUUUUUGACAAGAUUAUAAUGUUGUCGGUGUUGCAGUCUCGGAACAUUCUCAGGGGUAACAAAUUAUUAGGAAGCUUUAAAUUAGACAUCGCAACUGUAUGGGCUCAACCAGAUCACCAAUUUUUCCACAAAUGGGCUCUCCUUACCGACCCCGAUGAUAUAGCAGGAGGUCCCAAAGGAUAUCUAAAAUGUGACAUUAGCGUUAUUGGGAAAGGCGAUUCCGUUAAAGUGCCGCCAAAAAGUGAAAAAGACGAAGAUGAUAUUGAAGCGAAUCUUCUACUACCAGACGGUGUUCCGACGGACAGACAGAAAGCUCGCGUGAUUGUCAAAAUUUACAGAGCAGACGGUCUACCCAAAAUGAAUUCUUCUUUAAUGGCCAACGUGAAGAAGGCCUUUACUGGAGAACUUAACGAUUUAGUGGACCCAUAUGUACAAGUUUCUUUUGCGGGAUUGAUGGGGAAAACGAGCGUAAAAAAGCACAGUUAUGCACCGGUGUGGAACGAACAGCUAAUUUUCACGGAGAUGUUCCCUCCUUUGUGUCAGAGAAUAAAAAUCCAAUUGAGAGAUGACGAUCCGGUGAAACCGACGGUGAUUGGCACGCAUUUUCUAGACCUCAAAACUAUUUCCAACGACGGAGAAAAGGGAUUUCUACCCACGUUCGGCCCAUCUUUCAUUCAUUUAUACGGAUCUACAAGGGAUUACAGCCUUAUUGACGAACAUUCCAGCUUGAAUACGGGCCUAGGGGAAGGUAAGACGGCUUAA
Molecule: messenger RNA, 1755 nt
Organism: Psylliodes chrysocephalus
Lineage: Eukaryota; Metazoa; Arthropoda; Insecta; Coleoptera; Chrysomelidae
Source: the annotation of a GenBank genome assembly